Messenger RNA from Osmerus eperlanus (European smelt), 1646 nucleotides. RefSeq lists its product as uncharacterized. The record is from RefSeq and is a predicted model, not a curated record. The coding region runs from base 111 to 1238 and encodes 375 amino acids. Lineage: Eukaryota; Metazoa; Chordata; Actinopteri; Osmeriformes; Osmeridae. The transcript has 3 exons.
ACUCAAUCGUACGGGACAUGGAGAGAGAAAAAAAUCUGGUGUGCACGAGAAACUUUCUGAUACCGCAUGCACAGAAGCGUGCAUUAGAUCGGCUGUUUUAAUUCUUUGAAAUGACAGAAAGAGGCUUAGUUGAACUGUAUUUCCACCUUGGAUUUACGUAUAACGACAUUAAAAGUUUGCUUGCGAGUCGUCACCACUAUAUUAUCUCGGAAAGACAUUUAAAACGAAUUUUGAAGUUGUGUCGUCUGUUUCGGCGCAAGGGAUACACUCAUCUGGACCAGGUGAUCACUUUCAGUCAUGAACAAUUACAAGCAUCUGGCCAACUGCUUGGGUAUAGGUGGAUGUUUACAAAAUGCAAGGAGAAUGGAUUACAUGUAAGAAAAGAAGACAUCCGCUUAAUUCUAAAAGAACUGGACCCAAGGGGUGUUGAACUCAGAAGAAGCAGGCGUCUCCAUCGCAGGAGCUAUUUUGCGACAGGGCCCAAUUAUAUUUGGCACUUAGAUGCAUAUGACAAGCUAAAGCCAUUUGCUAUCUGUAUAAGUGGGUGUAUUGACGGCUUUUCGCUGAAAAUCAUCUGGUUGAACGCAUUUACUACAAGCAGUGAGCCCAAAAUCGUAGGAGGCUACUAUAUGGAGGCAGUGGAGAGAACAGGUGGCUGUCCACGGAUUGCAAGAGGUGACCGGGGCACCGAGAAUGUAAAAGUCAGAGACUUUCAGCGUUUUCUCCGUCGCAAUAUACACGACGGUUCUGCCAUUGACAGCUACAUUGAAGGAGCGAGUACAGCAAAUCAGCGAAUAGAAAGCUGGUGGGGCUUUCUCAGGAAGGAGUCGAUUGAGUUCUACAUCUCUCUGUUUGUUGAUCUGAAAGACCGUGGUUUGUUCGACGGCGGAUAUUUGGACAAAAGUCUAAUUCAGUACUGCUUCAUGGGUAUCAUCCAGGACGAGUUGGAUGAGAUGAUCUGUGUGUGGGAUUCGCAUGUCAUCAGACCAUCAAAGAAUGACAGAGUACCAAGUGGUCGACCCAGAAUCAUGUACAUGUUCCCAGAGCUCUAUGCAACUCAUGACUGUGUUUCCUCAGUGGAAAGCGCUGAUGUACAGCUGUGUCGGAGUAGCUGCACAUUUCGACCAGCAGUGCCAUGUAACAUAGACAUCUACAACCUCUGCAAUGUUCUGAUGGAGAGUCACAGUUGGUUCUCACAGCUGAUGCUUACCAGGCCUUGGAUUUGUACCUGCAUUUGAGGAAUACGAUCAUAUCCUCUCUUUAAUUUGAGAUGGUACUACACAUAUCCAGAUCUAAAUUAAUUAUCGGUCCACUGUGCAUUUUUCUUUUUCUUUUUUCCAGCUUCAUCUUGCUUUCAUCAGUGUGAUAUCUGGGUUUUUUCCCAUAUCUGCUUUAGAAUCAAUAUUUACUGAAGGCAAAAUAUUUGAUUUGAUAAAAAGUAUCACAAAACAUAUGUUAAUGUUAGACGUAUUUAUGGCUAUCUGUAUGUCAUGACAAUUGAACUAUGAAUUAGAAACAUGAAAGAACCUCAGACACCACCCUAAAUAUAGGAAAAUUAUUUGAUGGUUUGCAGUGGAAGUAAACACUUACGUUUGUAGUGGAUAUUAAUUUGAUAUGAAUGUUAUGAAUGAAGAAUUACGUUUUUU